CAACCCGCAUACACACGUUGAGUUGUUGACACACAAACAACGGAGGCCACGCCACGGCUAACGCCACCUCUCCUCUUCCCCAGCCGUGCCUUGGACGCUUCACCCUGUGCGCCUCCGUCCGUCCUUCGUGGUCUUCGCCACUUCGCCCCCCCGUCUCCACCACGACCCGUCCCCCUCAACGCUCGCCUGAUUUGACACCGCCUCGGCCUCGCCCCUGAAGUACUACUACGGCAGCAUAAGUUUAAACUGAGAACCCAAGUACACCCUGCGCUAGGACUACGAGGCGCCCUGCUCUUGGAGUCCCCAGUCGGUCGCGUCGUGUCUGCGGUUGCGCUAUUAAAUGGCGGCGGGCGGAGGCGACUAGCCAGUGCAGCAACUGAAAGCCGCCGGGGGAGUGGGAUUCGCCGUUCGUGGGUGUGUAGCUAAUCAUUUAUUCUCCCGAGAUUUUGGACUUGCAUGAGUUGAUCAACAAAUCCAUUAUUCUCUGGUUCCUGAUGGAGGCAUCAUCUUGCUUGCGCUACCAAGUCCAUGGUGUUGGUUUGUGCAGGAUAUGGCUAUGUCUUCUUCUAGUUCUUGUUCUUCAGAAUUGCAGCCCAGUGCUCUCAGAUUCUCCUUAUUUGGUCGGAAUGGGGAGCUAUGACAUAACGGGGCCUGCAGCAGACGUUAACAUGAUGGGAUAUGCAAAUACUGAGCAGAUCGCAUCAGGAAUUCACUUCAGGCUAAAGUCACGCGCGUUUAUUGUUGCUGAGCCUAAUGGAAAGCGUGUUGUGUUUGUGAACCUUGACGCUUGCAUGGCAUCACAGCUUGUGAAUAUAAAGGUGCUUGAAAGGCUAAAAGCAAGGUAUGGUGAUCUUUAUAAUGAGAAUAACGUGGCUAUCAGUGGCAUCCAUACCCAUGCUGGGCCUGGAGGUUACCUGCAGUAUAUAGUGUAUAUCGUCACAUCUCUUGGGUUUGUUCGCCAGUCAUUUGAUGUAAUUGUCGAUGGCAUUGAGCAAAGCAUUGUUGAAGCUCAUAACAACCUUCGUCCUGGGGAAAUCUAUGUGAAUAAAGGCGAACUUCUUGAUGCCGGUGUGAAUCGCAGUCCAAGUGGAUAUCUGAAUAACCCUGCUGAAGAGAGAAGGAAAUAUCAAUAUAAUGUUGAUACAGAAAUGACCCUCGUUAAGUUUGUAGAUAAUGAAUUGGGUCCAGUUGGAAGUUUUAAUUGGUUUGCAACUCAUGGAACAUCAAUGAGUCGUACAAAUUCCUUGAUAAGUGGUGAUAACAAAGGAGCAGCUGCACGUUUCAUGGAAGACUGGGCUGAACAAAAUGGCCUUCCAAAGCAGAUGGGUCAAGCAAAUUCUAAUGAGUUUGGAUCUUUGCACCUGGGAUCUGUACUUCCGAGAAGAGUCUCUACAAUAAUUCCGGAACCAAAUGAGAUAACUGAUGACUUAAUGCAAUUGGCAUCGUCCUAUGAGGCCUCAGGUGGCAGACGACUGGCAAGUUCGAAUAUCACUAAGCGCAUUAGAAGCAGUCGAGAAAACAAUGCCAAAUUUGUUUCUGCAUUUUGCCAGUCGAAUUGUGGAGAUGUUAGUCCAAAUGUCCUGGGAACGUUUUGCAUAGACACCCAUCUUCCUUGUGACUUCAAUCACAGCACAUGUAAUGGGAAGAACGAACUUUGCUACGGACGAGGCCCAGGAUAUCCUAAUGAGUUCGAAAGUACCCGUAUAAUUGGGAAUAGGCAAUUUCUCAAGGCUGUAGAUCUCUUUAAUUCAGCUUCUGAGGAGAUACAGGGAAAAAUUGACUAUCGGCACACUUAUUUAGAUUUCUCGCAACUCGAAGUUAGUGUUCCUACAAGUACGGGUGGUCAGAAGGUGGUGAAAACAUGCCCAGCAGCCAUGGGGUUUGCAUUUGCUGCUGGAACCACGGAUGGCCCUGGAGCUUUUGAUUUCAAACAAGGGGAUGCCAAGGGAAACCCUUUCUGGAGAUUAGUGAGGAACGUACUAAAGACACCAGGGAAAGAGCAAGUCGAGUGCCAAGCUCCAAAACCAAUAUUGCUGGACACUGGUGAAAUGAAGGAACCAUAUGAUUGGGCGCCUGCGAUACUCCCCAUUCAGAUCAUAAGAAUUGGCCAGCUGGUUAUCUUGUGUGUUCCUGGAGAAUUUACGACAAUGGCUGGCAGACGGCUACGCGAUGCUGUAAAAAAUGUACUGAUAAGUGGCAGCAAUGGUGAAUUUGAUAACAAUAUUCAUGUUGUUCUCGCUGGGCUGACAAACACAUACUCUCAGUAUAUUACAACAUUCGAAGAAUACGAGAUCCAAAGAUACGAGGGAGCAUCAACAUUGUAUGGUCCACAUACCUUGAGUGCAUACAUUCAAGAGUUUCAGAAACUUGCCACAGCUAUGGUUGCAAACAAAGAGGUCCAAACAAACAUCCAACCUCCUGACAUGUUGGACAGGCAAAUCGGACUACUGCCAGGUGUUAUGUUUGACUCAACUCCUCCUGGUGUUAAAUUUGGAGAUGUCAGCUUGGAUGUUUCUGCAAACUCAACCUUCAGGAAGGGCAGCACUGUGAACGCCACAUUCUAUUCAGCCUGUCCAAGGAAUGACCUUCUUACUGAUGGUACCUUCGCACUUGUCGAGAAGCUAAAUGGUAACGACUGGAUUCCUGUCUAUGAUGAUGAUGAUUGGUCAUUGCAAUUCAAGUGGUCAAGGCCUUCAAAACUAAGCCCAAGAAGUUUCGCGACUCUGGAGUGGACCAUUCCUGAAGAUGCUGCCUCUGGCGUUUACAGAUUGAGGCAUUUUGGUGCCUCGAAGCCAUUGAUAGGAUCAAUCAAGCAUUUUACAGGGACCUCUCGCGCAUUUGCAGUGCGUUAGGCAGCACACCAGUAGCUUUUGAUGGAGUACCUGUCAGAAUUUACAGCCAGAAACCUUUUGGACUGUAAACGCGUUACUCCACCUACAUGAUUUUUCCCCUUUGGUAUUUACAUGUAUCUCAGUGUCUGGAGUUGUAGCAAUGUCUAAUCAUACGAAACUGCUGUCACUAUAUGCUUGUUUCAAGUGAAAUACGAAGUAUUAUGUACAUAAGUAUACACUGUUGAUAUAUGCUGAAAAGAGACUUCAGGAUUUCUGUUUUA
Molecule: messenger RNA, 3112 nt
Organism: Brachypodium distachyon (stiff brome)
Lineage: Eukaryota; Viridiplantae; Streptophyta; Magnoliopsida; Poales; Poaceae
Product: neutral ceramidase
Exons: 10
Coding region: 495-2852 (785 amino acids)
Biological process (GO): sphingosine biosynthetic process; long-chain fatty acid biosynthetic process; ceramide catabolic process
Cellular component (GO): extracellular region
Molecular function (GO): N-acylsphingosine amidohydrolase activity
Source: RefSeq, a predicted model, not a curated record